CCUUUCUCAUGCACUCUGUCAGACGGACUUUGAAAAAGACGUGGACUUGGCUUGUCAGACAGAGAGAGGACACCCAUUCAUCUUCAAAGAGGUGAACACCUGUAACCCGGCAACCAUCACUGGUACCCUCUCCCGCAUCUCCCUCGACGACGAGGACGACCCCAAGCUGGCAGCCCACCAAGAGGGGGGGGUUGGGGUCAACUUCAGCUCCCUGCCCGGAAACAUCCCCCCUCCCAACCUCAUCGUCCAGGUGCCACCACUGGGGGGCCUGAACGAGCUGAGCGACACCCCCCUGAAGAAAGAGAUGAACGUGGAGCAGCAGAGACAGCAAGGUGGCCAGCGUAGCGGCGCGCCCGUCUACCUGUGCACCGAGAGCAGCCUGGGUUGGGCCCGCCAGCCCUCCAACCCCCAGGAGGGCAACGGAGGAGGUGGAGAGGGGGACUACAUGGUCUUACCCAGGAGGACAAUCAACCUCAAGCCCCCUCUGCCUCCCUCCUCCCAGGGGGCCUCAGCCUGGGCCUGGGGGGCGAGGACAAGCCCCUCAACAUAGCCGUGGAGGACCCCCCUUCCCCCCGCCCCCGUCGCCCAUGACCCUCCACCCGGCCGAGAGCGAGGCCUACCCGGCCGACUUCAUCUCCCCCGGCGACCACAACAUGAACAUCGCCAUGAACCUCAACCGCUCCUACGGCACCCUCAAGCAGCUCCCUCACGGGCACGGACACCUGCUGGCGCCCGCCGGCCUCGUGCACGCCCACGCCGGCCACGUGCACGCCCACGGGCACUCGCUGCAGCUGAAGCCGGGCCAGAGGCCGUCGGUGCGGCAGAUCCUGACGGGGGGCAGCACGGCGGAGCGGACCAGGACCCUGCCACGCAACCUGGGGAGCAGCAACACCAACGCCAGCCUCUCUGCUGGGUCCCUGGAGAGGAAAAGAGUACGGUACUCUGAACUGGACUUUGAGAAAGUGAUGCACACUCGCAAAAGACACUCUGAACUGUACCAUGAACUCAACCACUCCUCCAAGUUCCACACCAUAGACAGGUAUAGCAGAGACCCUGCCAUGUCCUCUUUCAAGGUACCCCCUCCCCCUCCUCCCAGACAAACCGAGCCACUGCUUGGUCGCAGCAUGUCGUUGGUUUACAAAGAGAGUCAACGUAAGCAUAAACAAGACAUAAACACGAAUAACCCCAAACCUAACCGUGCCGUCUGGGUUGGCUUUGAUGCAUGGUGACACUAUGCUUUGUAGCAUUUAGCGGUUCUGUCCGCAAGUCAGAUUAAAGCAGCACGGAGAUGAAAAUAUUAAUAAUAACAUUAAAAUGUGACCAUGGACUAAAACCAACUCAUCUAGUCAGACAUACUUCAUUGGUAGCACCAGAUUAGAUUUAUCCCUCCCUACAGUGAAGUGAACGUGUGUCCCGGAAAGUAGAUUGUCCCCCUGGUGGUGUGAUGGUGUAAUUGAUACACAAAGUGCUUAGCACCUUGUUCCCUGUGUGUUAUACAAUACUUGGAAAGCAGCUGCCCAGUCUAAAAUCAACUUGUCUCCUUCUUAGAGGUUUACAAAGGAUGGGAUGGAUUUAAGCAAUAAUGUCGCUAGAUAUCAAGUAGCCAAAUGGAUGGAUGGGUAAAGUUAGACCCAUCCAAACCUCUUUGUUAAAUGGGUCGUGCCUGAUUACAGACAGGGGGUUGAUAUUGGACUGGACACAUGUCUACCAUGUGAAGCCUGGGCGGGGGGGACGGGGGUAGGUAAUGUAUUUGACGUUGUGCUCAUUUCGACAACAGCUUCAUGUGUGAUAAGUCAUACAGGUGUUUUGUCCAUUUCAGUGCCUCGCGUUAAUGUGACCUAAACAGCAUAAAAGUCGCAAUAUAAAGCCAUCCAUAAGAACAAGCCAGUGAAACAAUCAAACAGGUUUAUAAUCAUCUCAUAAACUAUGAUCCACCGCCCAUAAAACAGCUUUUAAACCCAGGCACUAAAACGGACCCAACACAAUGUGUUCAGUGUGUAUCUGUGCAGUCAACCAUUGGUUAAUGCUAAGAGAGUUUCUUUUAUAAAGAGAGAAAAAGAAACAGUACAGGGGUCAGGCGAGAAUUUAUCCUGUAACACUCUACCCCAAAGGUAGAAGCCGAUGAGUGGAUAUUAUCAGACUAUCAUCAUCCCCAUUCACACUCUUAAAGCUUAUUUUGUGCUUUCCUCUCGCGCUCAUACACGUUCUUUUGAUGACUGCAGUGGGCUUAGAGCGCUCUUCGGCAUUACCAGGCACGUUCGAACUCAGGUGCAAUCAAUCGAACGGUCGCUGUUCCCUCGCGAGUUUCCUUUAUCCUCCGCAACCUUUUAUUUUACGGCCUCUGCUAUAUAAUGCCCUCUCUCUUCUUUCCCCGCGUGGUGUUACUUAUAGGGUGCUAGCGCGCCAUGCUAUUGGCGUAGCAGUGGUGCUGCGCAGGACGACAGAGAGGCAGUUAACCUCUAAGUGAUGACGGAGACGCUAGCUGAAUGGCGCUCGGCGCGGCAGUGCCCAUAUGGUCCCAAAUAGAUGGAGCCUGUGUUCCAUCUAUCGCUGGUAAUAGAGACACUACAAAUGAAUUGCGUCAGUGGCCUGUGGCUUGGGCGGAUAGCCGAGUAGGGAGGCUGACUGACUGCUGAAAUAUGUAUUAGCCGCAGCGCCUGCGCUAAUGUUUGGAUUCAGAAUGGCUUCUCUGUCUCCAUCACAUUACAUAUGGAGCCGGGCCAUUCACUCUUCUUCCCAUUCUCUAUCUCACUCUCUCUCUCCCUCUUUCUGUCUCUCUGUCUUCUCUACACACAGUUCAAGAGGUGAACACUGAAUUUCCGCACAGUGCCCAAUGACUCGGUGAUACAGCUCUAAAUGGCGUAGGGCUGUGUGUCUAUGCACUUGUGUGUUUGAGCUGAACAAAAGUCGGGCUCAAGCAUAUUUCAGGAGUCGCACUCGCAAUGAGCGUGUUUCCAACUCAUCGUUUUACAUGUUGCGGAUGAAAUGAGGCGUGUUUGGGUUCCCUCUGUAGAUAGCAGAGUUAUGUAGACAUCAGUGAGAUGAAGAAGAUCGGAAUGGCAUAUGGCUGUAUGAUAAUAGGAUAUGUGACUUACAGUAGCUAGACAUGGG
This is a messenger RNA of Osmerus eperlanus (European smelt), 3111 nucleotides long. RefSeq names its product adhesion G protein-coupled receptor B2-like. The transcript has 7 exons. Lineage: Eukaryota; Metazoa; Chordata; Actinopteri; Osmeriformes; Osmeridae. Gene Ontology annotation, cellular component: membrane. The record is from RefSeq and is a predicted model, not a curated record. The coding region runs from base 588 to 1229 and encodes 213 amino acids. Gene Ontology annotation, biological process: negative regulation of angiogenesis.